This is a messenger RNA of Lodderomyces theae, 1278 nucleotides long. RefSeq names its product Crz2p (gene CRZ2). Gene Ontology annotation, biological process: regulation of DNA-templated transcription. Gene Ontology annotation, molecular function: DNA-binding transcription factor activity, RNA polymerase II-specific; RNA polymerase II cis-regulatory region sequence-specific DNA binding. The coding region runs from base 1 to 1278 and encodes 425 amino acids. NCBI's taxonomy places the organism in Eukaryota, Fungi, Ascomycota, Pichiomycetes, Serinales, Debaryomycetaceae. The record is from RefSeq and is a predicted model, not a curated record. The transcript has a single exon.
AUGACAUCACAUUACUCUCAAGAUACUGGAGCCAGAAACGGAUGCACUGAUAACACUCCUAUUCCCAGCACAACAGAAUCUGCUCCAUAUCUAGCUGGUACAAACUACAAUUUCAUUCCUGAAUACAAACCAUAUUUGCAAUCACAACCAUAUAAUCAACCACAAUCCAAUAGUUACUGGCAAGCGCCACAGCACACAAAGCAACAACAGCAACUACCUUCAAUAAAUGUCUUGCAAGCACAAACUAUACAACAAGUUCAACAAGAAAUGGCAUACUCUCAUGCCACCAUACCAGCUCAAAAUAUGGGGUACCCAUACUUUACACAACAGGACUACACGACAGGACAGCCAUAUAUUACCAUUCCUAACUAUACUCCAAGUGCCAACUACUAUGGAAAAUAUACAAAUGCUCCACAGCAACGAUUCCCGCUAAGUCCUGUGUCCUUGCCGGAUAAAAGUACAUCGUGUCCAACUACAGGUUCAUCGACUUCUUCUGCCUCUUCGUCUCAUUAUAGCAACUCCUUGCCGCAAGUAAACCACUCAAUCCACGCAAACCACGCAAACCACGCAUACACGCUGCAUCAUUAUCAACAACUACAACAGCAACAACAGCAACAGCUGAGCUCUGUUCUACCCGCUCCCGUAUCAGAAGACAAGAUCGACUACUCUUCACUCGUAUCCUACACAAUAUCGCCAUCACUCAAACGCAAAAGGAGAAAAAGAAACGAAAGCCAUGCACUACUGUCAUCGUCGUCUUCUUCUUCUUCAGCAAUGCCCACAAUUCCGGCAGAAGAAGAGGAAUCGUACCCAUGUCCAGCAUGCGACAAAGUUUUCCAAAAACCAUACAAUUUGAAAUCACACAUGCGGUCACAUUCAAAUGAAAAACCAUACGCUUGUGCUCAUUGUAGUAAACGCUUUUGUCGAUCACAUGAUAGGAAAAGACACGAACAGUUGCAUAAAGGAGCUAGAAAUUUUAGGUGUGAGGGGUACUUGAAAGAUGGUGUUACGAAAUGGGGGUGUGGUAAAAAGUUUGCUAGGAGUGAUGCGUUGGCACGUCAUUUUAGAACUGAAACUGGCUGGUUGUGCAUUAGGCCAUUGAUGGAUGAAGCAAGGAAGUUGGACGAAGGUGGUGCUACUAGUGGCGGUGGCGCGUCUGGGGCUCUACUACAGGUUGUGGAUGGAACUGCUGGUGCAAAUUCGACCUCAGACAACAAAAGCUCUGCGGAGGAAGAUUUGGAGAAUUCAAAUAUGAUUAGGCGAAUGAUACAUAAUAGGUAG